AUGCGCUGCAUUAUUCAACCUUCCGCUUCCUCCAAAAACCUCAUCCUAACAGACUCCCCUCUCCCAACCCCGAAUCACGCACAGGGAGAACAUCUCAUCCAAAUAAAAGCCUGCAGUCCUUGCGCCGGCGAACUCCUCUGGCCGGCAAAUUUCCCCCCGUCUACAGAGCGCACUCUCAUCCCAUGUCCAGACAUGGCGGGAAUCGUCAUCUCAGCACCGGAAGACUCGCCCUUCCAGCCAGGCGAUGAAGUAUACGCGCGCACAAACUACGUCCGACCAGGAAAUGGGCGGGAAUAUUCCAUCGCCGUUACCGAUGAAUUGGCCCACAAACCUAAGGAUCUAAGCUGGGUCCAGGCCGCGGCGGUUCCUGUCUCCGCCGAGACGGCUUGGCAGGUUCUUUUUGUUCAUGCUCUUGCUACCGAAGCAAAUGGAGAAGAGAUGGAUAUGGAGACUGCCAAGACUGCUUGGGCUGGGAAGAAAAUUCUUGUUACUGCUGCUUCUGGUGGUGUGGGUAUCUGGCUUGUGCAGUUGGCUACUUUGUUAGGUGCGGAGGUGGUUGCGACGUGUGGUCCUCGGAAUGUGGAGUUUGUGAGGUCACUUGGUGCGAAGGAGGUGCUUGAUUAUCGGGUUGUGGAUGUGAAAGAGUGGGCACAGGUGCCUUCGAAUAAGGUGGAUGUUGUUGUGGAUUGUAUCGGGGGGAAGGCUCUUGAAGAUGCGUGGUGGACUGUGAAGGAUGGUGGUGUUGUGCUGAGUAUCUUCCGGCCACCUGUGCAGGAUCGUCCUGAUAGCUUUGAGGGUGCCGGUGUGAAAGACAAGUUUUUCAUUAUGCAGCCGGUGAGAAGGCAGUUGGAGGAGAUUUCGAAGUUGAUUGAGAAGGGGGUGUGUCGGGGGUUGGUGGAUAGUGUUUGGCCUCUUGAGCAGUACGAAGAGGUAUUCAAGAGAUUGGAUGGAGGACAUGCGAGGGGGAAGGUUGUCUUUGAUUUCUCGCUGAAUCACUAG
This is a messenger RNA of Penicillium coprophilum, 999 nucleotides long. RefSeq names its product NADP-dependent oxidoreductase. The record is from RefSeq and is a predicted model, not a curated record. Bases 1 to 999 code for a protein of 332 amino acids. The transcript has a single exon. Lineage: Eukaryota; Fungi; Ascomycota; Eurotiomycetes; Eurotiales; Aspergillaceae. Gene Ontology annotation, molecular function: oxidoreductase activity.